AUGUCACAAGGCCUGAGAAAGAAAAUAAUUUCUGUCAUGACACAGUAGAUGUCUUUACACAAGAAGAUCAGCAAAGCUUUAUUUAUCAGUCAGAAUACUGUAGCAAGAGUGAUACAAACAUUUAACAAAGAUGGAACUGCAACCAUCUCACAGAGACGUCUAGGCCAUCCUCAGAAGUUAAUACCUUGACAGGAGCGUCUUCUGAAGAGCAGGGUUGAAGAAAAUCGCCAUGCAAGUUCACUGCACUUAGCUAAAGAAGUAGAAAGCUAAACUGGGGUGAUUGUUUCCUGUGACACAAUACAACGUACACUGCAGAGGAAUGACAUGCAUGGCUGUCGUCCAUGA
Molecule: messenger RNA, 345 nt
Organism: Staurois parvus
Lineage: Eukaryota; Metazoa; Chordata; Amphibia; Anura; Ranidae
Source: the annotation of a GenBank genome assembly